This is a messenger RNA of Penicillium canariense, 1074 nucleotides long. RefSeq lists its product as uncharacterized. Bases 1 to 1074 code for a protein of 357 amino acids. Gene Ontology annotation, cellular component: nucleolus. Lineage: Eukaryota; Fungi; Ascomycota; Eurotiomycetes; Eurotiales; Aspergillaceae. The record is from RefSeq and is a predicted model, not a curated record. The transcript has 2 exons. Gene Ontology annotation, biological process: regulation of DNA-templated transcription; nucleosome assembly. Gene Ontology annotation, molecular function: DNA binding; histone binding.
AUGAGUUUUCUCGACUCCGUCCUCUCGUCACUCCAGACGGGUAAACCUACCCAGGCCCCGCUAUCCCAGCCGCCCGCACCCCCAGCCUCAUCUUCAGCAAUCAAGAAGGAUGAUAGACGACUGGGACCAGCGCCUCGCGCACCUCAACCGAGUGGAAAUGUCAGCGGAGGAAUAAAGCGCAAGGCCGAGGACCAUCUUCCUCGACCUUCGAGGCCUGACGGCCAAGUAGCCAGCAAGCCUCCUGCUAGCCGGCCAACAGCUCCAUCUGGAACACCUAAGGCCCUAUCCAAAACUGCCUCGCCGAAGCCCGUUUCCAGGAAUGGCACAACACCAACUACAAAGACUCCACCAGCAAAAGCGGUAUCCGCGAAGCCGGCCAUGACCAAAUUGGCAGCGGUCAAACCAGCAGCUUCAAAGCCAGCAGCGGUCAAACCCGCCGCAGUUCCGUCCAAGCCACCCCCAAAGGGUUCCUUCGCCGACCUCAUGCAGCAAGCGAAGGCCAUGCAAGACAAAGCUCCAACCCAGUUGGGUAUGCUACGACACCAGACCGUGCCCAAGGAAAAACUGAGCAAAGUAGAGCGCAAACGACGACUCAUGGAGGCCAAAGCGCAAGACAAAGCAGCGCGUUCCGGCAAACGUCCUGUGCCCGGCCCGGCUCCUGCAGACAAAUCCGCCGUUAAGCGACGGUCGCCUGAAGCUCUCUCAUAUAAAGGCACUGCCAAACCAUCUCAAACUCCCGAGCCUCCUGUGUAUCGUGGGACUGCCGGUCAGCAAUCCCACCGUGGCACCAACGACCGCCGACCGCAUGGGAAACGUCGCAUGGAUGAAUACCUAGGAACAGACGAAGAAGACGAGGGCGAGUAUCGUAACUUAGGCGACUACGAUGACUUUUACUCAGAUGCAUCCUCUGACAUGGAGGCCGGCUUCGACGAUAUGAGGCAUGAAGAAGAUGUCGCCUUGAAAUCUGCUCGAAAGGAAGAUGAAGAAGAAUUGCGGCGGGAGAUGGCUGCGAAGAAAGAGAAGAUGGAGCGCCAGAGGAAGCUGGCUGCUCUUGCAUCCCGCAGUAAGCGUUAA